Messenger RNA from Brassicogethes aeneus, 402 nucleotides. The record is from the annotation of a GenBank genome assembly. Lineage: Eukaryota; Metazoa; Arthropoda; Insecta; Coleoptera; Nitidulidae.
AUGAAACACAAAAAGGUACAAUCUAGUCACAAUCAGAAUUCCGAUUAUCACGAGUCUAUUUUGUCCAUGGACAAAAACUUGACUAAAGAGUGCAUCAAAGACGCCAACGGUAAACUCAUCGCCAAACAGGACAGCUUCAGUAACGGAGACAAUAAAGCCAUAUACAAAAUGAAGUACAGUUCUCAAAAUAUCAUCAAAAAAGAAUCCUUUAGUAUUAAGAGACCAAAUAGAGCGCCGCCACCCAUUCCCACAAAACCAACGUUCAUCAAAACUGAAAUAUCGAAAAAUUUCAUGAUUAAGUCUGAAUCGUCCAUGGGGACAAUAAAUUCCAAUUUUACUCAGAGCGGAGGUAGUAGAACCUCUCAAAGUUGGGUUAAAACUGUUGUUAACCGAUUUGAAUGA